ACCCCCACAUAUUCAUUUCAGGAAGAUGCAAGUUGGCUAGGCACAGAGCCAGACACACUUGAGAACCGAAGCAAGAAGAAUAGCAACGCCACAGACAAACUGAAAUGUUUUGAUACCUUAACGCUUUGGGAAAGCCUCUUUAAAACUUGGUUGUAUCGACGCAUUGUAUUCUAUGUAACUCGUACUACCCCGGUUGGACUGUAUGAUGGACUGGACGGUUAGCAGUCGGGCCCUAGUAUGGUGCAUUUUCACGUUACUGUGUAGUAUUGACCCACUUCAAAUGAGUUUCUGCCGAGCCAGCACCGUCUCCCUCCCUGAAAGCCUGCUCUUUGUAUCCACCCUGGAUGGAAACCUACACGCCGUCAGCAAGAAGUCAGGCUCUAUCAAAUGGACGCUGAAAGAAGAUCCUGUUCUUCAGGUCCCAACGCAUGUGGCAGAACCAGCUUUUCUGCCUGACCCUAACGAUGGCAGCCUGUACUCUCUAGGAGGGAAGAACAACGAGGGACUGACGAAACUGCCUUUCACCAUACCUGAGCUGGUCCAGGCGUCGCCCUGCCGCAGCUCUGACGGGAUCCUCUACAUGGGUAAGAAGCAGGACCUGUGGUACGUGGUGGACCUGUUGACAGGGGAGAAGCAGCAGACCCUCACGUCCUCCUUUGCUGAGAUGCUGUGUCCCUCCUCCUCCCUGCUCUACCUGGGACGCACCGAGUACACCAUCACCAUGUACGACACCAAGAGUAGAGAGCUCCGCUGGAAUGCCACCUACUUUGACUACGCCUCCACGCUGCCUGACGAUGACACCAAAUACAAGAUGGCCCACUUUGUCUCCAACGGUGACGGGCUGGUGGUGACAGUGGACAGUGAGUCGGGUGACGUCCAGUGGAUCCAGAAUUACAACUCCCCCGUGGUGGCCAUGUACAUCUGGCAGCGCGAGGGCCUGCGCAAGGUGCCGCUCACCAACGUCGCUGUGGAAACGUUGCGCUACCUCACCUUCAUGUCAGGCGAGGUGGGCCGCAUCACGCAGUGGAAGUAUCCCUUCCCCAAGGAGAAGAAGCCCAAGAACAAGCUCAUGGCCACACUCUACGUAGGGAAAGCACUCCACCAGCCUGUACGCACGCCCUCCCUGGUGCAUGAUGGGGUCACGGUCGUGCCCCGCGGCAGCACCUUCCCCAUGCUGGAGGGCCCUAACAGCCAGGAGGUGACCGUGGAGGAGGAGUGUGUGAUCACUCACAGGACCAGCGUCAAAUUAAACGCUGCCCUGAGGGAACGCAACCGCAUCAACUUCAUGAGGAACCACCUGCUCCUCAUAGGUCAUCAUGAGAUGCCUCCUGAUGCCCAUAACAAGAUCCUGGAGAAGUUCCCUGACAGUAUCCCACGCCAGCAGGGCAAUGUCAUCCCCCCCACCACAGAGAAGACCAUAGAGGAGAAGGUGAAUGAGAGUGACAUGGGAGACGGCCACUGUGGGCCCCAGCCCCCGGUGGUCACCUCCAUCCAGGAGCAGCCGGGGCUGACCACACCGGUGAGAGUAGAGGCUCCUGUGGACUCCAUGCUUAAAGACAUGGCAACCAUCAUCUUCAGCACCUUCCUCCUGGCCGGCUGGGUAGCCUUCAUCAUCAUCUACCCCAAGAGUGUUCACAAGCAGCAGCAGCUGCAGCAUGAACAGUUCCAGAGGCAGUUGGAUGAGAGGCUGGAUCUCCUGAGGAGACAGCCGUUCCCUCCCCCAGGGACCGACCUUCCCCUGCUGGCCCCGGACGCUGACUCAGACCACAGCAGCCCCAACGGCACCCCCAACAUCACCCCCCGCGCAUCCAACCACUCCAACCUGUCUGUGUCCGAGCUGGGCAGCUCCGCCAAUGAGCAUGAGGACGGAGAUGAGGACUCUGACAUGGUCAGAGUUGGAAAGAUAACGUUCCGGCCCAAAAAUGUUUUGGGCCACGGUGCAGAGGGAACCAUCGUGUAUAAGGGUCAGUUUGACAACCGUGCCGCGGCGGUCAAGAGGAUCCUCCCAGAAUGCUUCAGCUUUGCUGACCGUGAGGUGGACCUGCUACGCGAGUCAGACGAGCACCCCAACGUCAUCCGCUACUUCUGCACCGAGAGGGACCGGCAGUUCCAGUACAUCGCCAUAGAGCUGUGUGCCGCCUCACUGCAAGAGUAUGUGGAGAGACAGGAUUUUGACCGCCAUGGACUGGAGCCUGUGAUGUUGCUGCAGCAGACCAUGUCAGGACUGGCACACCUGCACUCCCUUAAUAUAGUGCACAGAGACCUGAAGCCCCACAACAUCCUGGUGUCCAUGCCCAACGCCCACAGCCGGGUGCGGGCCAUGAUAUCCGACUUUGGCCUGUGUAAGAAGCUGGCGGUGGGCCGACACAGCUUCAGCAGGAGGUCCGGGGUGCCCGGCACCGAGGGGUGGAUCGCCCCAGAGGUCCUCAGUGAGGACUGCAAGGACAACCCUACGUGCACGGUGGACAUCUUCUCUGCAGGCUGUGUGUUCUACUAUGUGGUGUCCCGGGGUCAUCCCUUUGGCAAGUCUCUGCAGAGGCAAGCCAACAUCCUGCUGGGAGCCUACAGCCUGGACCAGCUACAGCCCGACAAACAUGAGGACAUCGUGGCCACAGACCUGAUAGAACAGAUGCUGAGUAUGGAGCCCCAGAGGAGGCCUUCUGCUGAGAGCGUGCUCAAACACCCCUUCUUCUGGAGCCUGGAGAAACAGCUACAGUUCUUCCAGGACGUGAGUGACAGGAUAGAGAAGGAGCCGCUGGACGGACCAAUCGUAAGGCAGCUGGAGCGAGGGGGGCGGGCCGUGGUGAAGCUGGACUGGAGGGAACACAUCACAGUGCCUCUACAGACCGAUCUACGCAAAUUCCGGUCGUAUAAAGGAGGGUCCGUCAGAGAUCUUCUCCGUGCCAUGAGAAACAAGAAGCACCAUUACAGGGAGUUACCAGCAGAGGUCCAGGAGACUCUGGGCUCCAUCCCUGAUGACUUUGUGUCCUACUUCACCUCCCGCUUCCCCCACCUGCUGCGCCACACCUACCUGGCCAUGCACACCUGUGCCCACGACAGGUCCUUCCUUCCCUACUACCCCAGCUCAGAGCAGCUCGCCUGGAUACGGACUCCCUACACACACCCCGUGCCCAAGGCCACACCCCGCUGCAGACACACACGUUGCAGCCGGAGGAACCCACACAACCUGCCUCCACAGACAGUAUUGCCCACCCAGACCUCAGAACCCCCACACCGUCAGAAACCCCCCUUACAGAUCCUGUCCCACCUGGACCACACAUACUGCCAGUGCCACAUCCAGCCACACAGGACACGGAGCCUGCCUGAGAGCCAACGAGGGAAGCACCAUUACAGGGAGUUACCAGCAGAGGUCCAGGAGACUCUGGGCUCCAUCCCUGAUGACUUUGUGUCCUACUUCACCUCCCGCUUCCCCCACCUGCUGCGCCACACCUACCUGGCCAUGCACACCUGUGCCCACGACAGGUCCUUCCUUCCCUACUACCCCAGCUCAGAGCAGCUCGCCUGGAUACGGACUCCCUACCCACACCCCGGGCCCAAGGCCAUAGAGCUGCUGCAGACACAUGUCACAGCCAGAGGAACCCACAACGUCAAACACAGUACCCUCACAGCCUGUGAUGGUGUCUCAAACAAUCCCAUCCACAGCACCCCUACAUGUUGCCCACCCAGCCCUCAGAAAUCCCCCCUACAAAUCCCGUCCCACCUGAACCACCAGUGCCACACUGGACACAGAGCCUGCCUGAGAGCCAGGUGA
Coregonus clupeaformis (lake whitefish) is the source of this 3772-nucleotide messenger RNA. Its product is annotated as serine/threonine-protein kinase/endoribonuclease IRE1. Gene Ontology annotation, biological process: IRE1-mediated unfolded protein response; mRNA processing; intrinsic apoptotic signaling pathway in response to endoplasmic reticulum stress. Lineage: Eukaryota; Metazoa; Chordata; Actinopteri; Salmoniformes; Salmonidae. Gene Ontology annotation, molecular function: RNA endonuclease activity; protein serine/threonine kinase activity; ATP binding. The record is from RefSeq and is a predicted model, not a curated record. Gene Ontology annotation, cellular component: IRE1-TRAF2-ASK1 complex.